GAAAAAGAAACAGAGCACACAACACAACGCAAACAAAACCUUCUUAAAAGCAAUCUCUCUCUCUCUCUAGAUUCCAUUCUGUAUAAAUUCAACUGCCAAAAAAACUUGAACAAAUUUCAGAUUCUCUCUCUCUCUCUCUGCUUCCUUUCUUCGUUCCGGAGGGAUAUUGAUGCAAAAUUUUACCGGAGGAAGAAGGAGGCGGAAGAUCGAGCUUAGCUUAUGCACGAACAGUUUUCAAUCUGUUCAAUCUUCUGAUCUCGAGCUCGGUAACUGGAUCCGUCGCUGGGAAGAGAGAGAUUCUAACAAAAGUCAGCAGGACUGAAAAACCAGUUUGAUUAUACCGUACGUACCAACGAGCAAUGGACGAAAUGUAGCCUGGGUUAAGUAGACAUGGAGACUAGCGGUGGAGGAAGCUCCGAUGAGGGGCGCCGCAUAUUCAAGGCCGAUACAUGGUGUAGCCAAUUCCGUAAUGGGUCCAAUCCUUGGAUGGCAAGAUAUAUUUACGCUUUGAUGUUUCUAAUUUCGAAUUUGUUGGCGUGGGCUGUCCGGGAUUAUGGCCGUGGCGCCUUGACGGAGAUGGAAAGAUUAAAAGGAUGCCGCGGGGCGCGUGACUGUCUAGGUGCUGAAGGAGUUCUUCGUGUAAGCUUGGGUUGCUUUACAUUUUAUUUCACCAUGUUUCUUUCUACAACUGGCACGUCGAAGAUGCGAGGACACAGAAGUACUUGGCAUUCUGGAUGGUGGUCUGUGAAGAUUAUCUUAUGGAUUGCCUUCACAAUCAUUCCUUUUGUGCUUCCUGCCACCAUUAUUCGGCUAUAUGGGGACGUUGCACAUUUUGGUGCCGGGGUCUUUCUUCUGAUUCAGCUUGUAAGCGUGAUAAGUUUUAUAACAUGGUUAAAUGACUGUUGUCAGUCCGACAAGCCUGCAGACAGAUGUCAAAUACAUAUCAUGUUACUUGCAACAACUGCAUAUGUGAUCUGUUUAGUUGGGAUCAUUUCGAUGUACAUUUGGUAUGUGCCUCAGCCAACUUGCCUCCUCAACAUUUUCUUCAUUACGUGGACACUGGUACUACUCCAACUCAUGACCAGUGUCUCUCUUCAUCCAAAAGUGAAUGCUGGCAUCUUGACUCCCGGUCUUAUGGGGCUAUAUGUGGUAUUUAUUUGCUGGUGUGCCAUUAGAAGUGAACCAGGAGGAGGAAAGUGUGUCAGAAAUUCAGAGACCUCAAACAAAACGGACUGGCUAACCAUUAUAAGCUUUAUCGUUGCCGUACUCGCAAUGGUUAUCGCAACAUUCUCCACCGGCAUAGACUCCAAAUGUUUCCAGGUGCAGUUCAGGAAGGAUGACAAACAGGACGAGGAAGAUGAUGUCCCAUAUGGCUACGGUUUCUUCCACUUAGUUUUCGCCACCGGAGCAAUGUACUUUGCUAUGCUUUUGAUUGGUUGGAAUACACAUCAUCCCAUCAGAAAGUGGACAAUUGACGUCGGAUGGACAAGCACUUGGGUUCGGAUUGUGAAUGAAUGGCUCGCUGUCUGUGUUUACUUAUGGAUGCUGAUGGCUCCAGUGAUAUGGAAGAACAGGCAGAUGGUAGGAUCAGUAUGAGAGCUGAGCAGUAACACCUCAAAACAUUCAUUCAACGAGCGGCUCCAAAUUCCUCCAAUAUUCUAUUCUUUGCUGAUGCGAUCUGGAGCCACUGCAAAAUUCAGCUCAUGUAAUUUCCAAAAGCCUAUUUAUUUAGUUUUGAUUAUUGGAUUUGUUCCAUUUCUUAAUGCCACAAAAAAAGGCAUUGCCCCAUCUGUAAAUACGUAGCUUAUCAACCUUCAGGACCCAAAUUAUUAUUACAAAAAAAUAGAAGAUUCAAAAUAGUAGGACGCUUGAAAGUCUAAGCUUACCAAUUA
Momordica charantia (bitter melon) is the source of this 1892-nucleotide messenger RNA. RefSeq lists its product as uncharacterized. Gene Ontology annotation, cellular component: membrane. The record is from RefSeq and is a predicted model, not a curated record. NCBI's taxonomy places the organism in Eukaryota, Viridiplantae, Streptophyta, Magnoliopsida, Cucurbitales, Cucurbitaceae.